UGACUGUUUUAUAUAAACUUAAGGGUUGCCGUACCAUUUUAAUCAAAAUCAAACACUUUGAUUUUAUUAGUUAAUAUGACAUUUCAAUUAAAAUAACUAAUACUCAUCAGAAACACUUUAAGAGGAAAUGGUAAACAUUUUUCAUCAAAAAGGAAUAAAUCUCAAGAGAAGCGAGGGAUUUACAUAUUUUUAAGCCGCAUGUCAACAAAGACAGCAAAUAUGGGUUGGACAACAUUAUUCCUACUUGUUCCACUAAUCCAUGGAGCAUUAUCGCUCCACUGUUUACAAUGUAGUGGUAUUUCUCAGCCACGACAUUGCAAGUUCGUUGGAGAAUGUAACCCAGGUGAGGUAUGUGGUGUAGAGGAAGUUAUCAACAGCUAUGGAGUUCAUGUUUAUAAUGUUGGAUGUAUAACAAGUUUGCUUUGUCAAAACACGUCGACCCAUCAUAAAAGAUCAAAUAAUGAAGUUUGUCUGGAAUGCUGCCAGGGAGACCUAUGUAAUGCCCAAGGAUGUGGAGAGCCCGGAUAUCCAAUAAAUAGAGGUCCAGUCUGUCUUAGUUGCUCUUUGCAGAAAGAUCCUGUUUCUUGCCAUACCAUUGAGUUUUGCGAACCAGGCGACGUUUGCAAACAUGAAGUCAUUCGAGAGUUUGGAGACACGCUGUAUAACAUCGGUUGUUCCAGCUUGCUGGAAUGUAAACACGAUUACCAAGAAGCCACGUCUAUUAUCGGUCGGGAUGUUACGAGCGUCCAGGAACAAAGUGAUAUUGCUCUACGCUCGAUGACAGAGCACGUGUGCAGUAAAUGUUGCGAUACUGAUCUAUGCAAUAAAAAUUGUAAUGGAACAACACAUGCCUCAGCUUCAGACCACUGUUCUUCGAGUCCAUGUAUGCAUGGUCGUUGCGAGAAUACCGUGAAUGGAUUUACAUGUAAUUGCGACCCUUCUUAUACUGGUGACACCUGUGAUACUUAUAUGGGGAAAUGUUACAAUAAUCCUUGUGUUCAUGGAAAAUGUUAUGAAAACCAAGAAGGAUAUGUAUGUGUAUGUGAUACAGGCUACGAAGGUCAACUCUGUGAUAAUAUGACAGAUCCCUGUCUAUCGGGUCUCUGCAAUGGAACAACAAAUGUCACAGAUCACUGUUCUUCUAGUCCAUGUAUGCAUGGUCUUUGUGAGAAUACCGUUAAUGGAUUUAAAUGUAAUUGUGACUCUUCUUAUACUGGUGACACCUGUGAUACUUCAAGUUCUCCUUGUGUGGACAAAACUGUGCCUUCAACUUGUAAACUUGCCGCAUCUAUAGUGUGUCAAGAUAAGACCCAUGCCUUGAAUGGGGGCUGUAUGCACUACUGUGGCUUUUGUUAAAUCUUGAAUUAUUAUAUCUGUAUCAGUUCCAUUUAAUAAAUACAGCUGUUUAAGA
Mercenaria mercenaria is the source of this 1411-nucleotide messenger RNA. RefSeq names its product fibropellin-1-like. The record is from RefSeq and is a predicted model, not a curated record. Gene Ontology annotation, molecular function: calcium ion binding. Gene Ontology annotation, biological process: establishment or maintenance of epithelial cell apical/basal polarity; heterophilic cell-cell adhesion. NCBI's taxonomy places the organism in Eukaryota, Metazoa, Mollusca, Bivalvia, Venerida, Veneridae. Gene Ontology annotation, cellular component: plasma membrane; protein-containing complex. The transcript is spliced from 13 exons. Bases 199 to 1356 code for a protein of 385 amino acids.